AUGGCAACCCAGGUGUUGAUUGCCCACACGGGCCAGCGCCUGCAAAUUGAUGCGUCUCAGUUUUCAUCGUUUGAUGAUUUCAAGGCUUCCGUAGCCCGCCAGAGUUCAAUCCCCGUCCAGUGCAUCAUUACUUUAACCGCCCAGGGGCGAUCGUUGAAGUGGCAGACUGUCCACACAGAGGUUGAAAUAUAUGUUUAUGACAACCGGCUUACGCAACCCUCUCUGCCUUCGCCCGGAGCCUCUGUGCCUCUCAAGUCAGAGCUGCCACUCCCUAAGCGAUUCGAAGUCUCAGAUCCCCCUAACUCUAUCGAUGACACAAGGUCGAUUCAAUCGUGGCGGAAGCUCUUUAGUACGCGUCGAGAAUGGGCGCUCAAGGUUGUUGAGGGCUGUAGCCAAAUGGCGACGGCCACAGACGACCGCUUCAGUGAAAUGGACGUCAUGCUACGGUGUCUGGACGCGGCCAUUGCAAAUCUCGAGUCGGUUGUCAGGGCUCUUGAAACAAAGUACACGGAGCUCAAGAAAUGGGCGCCUGUGGCGCAGGCGGAAUACAGUGCACUGGCGACGGGGUGGGAGCAACGUCUGUCACUCGCGCGGAGCAUCCCCAUCUCUCCAGCUAUGGUGCAUUUCAUGACUGGCCGCGACGUUAGCAAUGCCAGGGGACGGCCUCAACGGCAAUCAACCCUUGAGGAUCUUGUCGAUCUGGAAACGGCUCGGAGAGCAGGGCGUCUUGUUCCAGCAGCGCUGCGCAGGGUCAGUGACCAGAUAACGGACUUGGAAAGGGGGGCGACUCGUCUGUUCCAGGAUUCCGAUGAUCUUCUCCGUGGAUUUGACAAGAUAGUAGCCCGCUCGGCACUAUCACACAACGGCGAGUCACUGCAGCUCCUGCAGGAUAUUCAGGCUGUAGCCAAGAAGAUCGACACCGACUUCCAAACAGUUCUGGAGUACACAGGUUCGACCCGAGACGUCCUCCAGGCUUCCAAAAUUGCUGCGAACCACACCGAGCGUCUGCUGCCUAGCAUCCGCAACUGUGCUCUUGAAAUGGACGGGAUGCUCCGCUAUGCUGCGCAGGCCAGAAACAACCUUGCUGCGGAGUUUGUUGAAUUCAUGCGCAAUAUCGCUGAUAUCACUGCACUCAGUCACAGCGUCAAGUCGCUGGUUAAUUCAAUGAGUCAUGAGGAAGACCUGAAAACCUUUGACUAUUUGCGACUCAUUCAGCAGCUUCCUUACGUAUACGCGUCGUUCGUGGCUGAGGCGGUGAAGCGUCGUGAAUGGUUUGACAAGGUCAAGCUGGACUCGUCCACUCUUGCCAACGAAAUGGCCUUGUUUCAAGAGGAGGAAACCAAAAGACGCAGAAGGUGGCACAAGUCGGGCAACGUUCCUGGCCUUGAGGUGAACCUUCUCGGCGAGGACGUCCAGUGGCCAGCCAUGACAAGAAAAGACUUGGAGGAUUUCUAUAGUCUCGCGCAAGCACAAAAGGCCGAACCUGAUAUCAUCAACGACAUUAGCAGGCUAAUUGCAGAUAUUAACAACCCAACAAGACAGCAGGCGAAGCGUAUGAAGGCAUUUAAAAACGGCAGUAUUCACGAGGCUGCUCUGGGGCGGAGUGGAUUGUUAAUCCGAGGAGAUGAUGAUCUCCUGCGGUCCUUGCAGGACGACAAAUUAAAGCUGGAGAACAAGCUGAAGACUGCCGAGAGCCGUACCCAGGCUUCGCGACCCAGCCUGGGCAAUCUGUUUCAGAUGCCAACCCAACAACUCUCAGAUCGCAAUGAUUCGACUAUCUCGAGGAGGUCGACAGAGGGGACGGAUGGCCAUACUCAUCGGAUUCAACAGCUGGAAUCGGAACUCAGGGCCGAAAAAGAGCGCUCGGUCAUGCUUGAAGAAGACCUCAACGCGCGGACAGCGCUGCAUGACAAUAUGAAAGGCCAAAUAGAAGAAGCCAACUCCACUAAGAGGGAUCUCUUGGAGAACAUGGAGGCCCUCAAGCGCGAGUUUUUGGAAGAGAGGAAAUCUCUCGAGGAUGAGGCCCUCAAGUCAGAAGGGCAGGUUGAAUACUUACGCAAUGAGGCUCGACUUCAACGCGAGCGGAUGGAGGCCCAGGAUCGCCUACUCCAGGCUGCGCAGGAUGAGUGCAAGUGCUUGAGCAAGAAACUGGAAUCGCUCAGCGAGGUAACCGGUACGCAACUCGGAGCGCUCCGGGACCUGUGGGAGCAACUGUCGCCUGGAGAUAUUGCGUCUGAGGAUUUGUCGGAUCUUAUUGAUGGAAUUUCCGGGAAAGUCUCCGAUAAAUUGGCAGACCUGCGAUGCUUUGAGGGGGACUUGGUUCUUCUUCGUCUGGACCUCGAAGGGGCCCAUAGCGGCGCCAAGACUUUACGCUCAGAGGUGGCAAUGACGAAGGACAAGCUGUCACGCGAAGAACUAACAUCCCUUCAUCUCCGCGAGACACUCUCGGAGGAGCAGGCCAAGGUGGCAGCCCUCGAAGGUGAGUUAGCGGAUGGACGGGGGCAACUGAGCCAACUACGUGUGAGGCUUACGGACGGGGAGACCGGCUCUGAAUCACUUAGGAAGAGGCUCGAGGAGGAGGAAGAAAGGAUAACCUUGAUAGCUGAGGAGCUCGCUUCUCGGCAGUCCCAGGAUAGGCUGGGGGAAUCACAGGCGCAGCUGUCAGAGCUGACCAUGCGGCUGGAUUCCCGCACGAAGCGUGCUAAAGACUUGACGCAGCACUUAUAUUCGCAGAACGAGCGCCUUACUCGCCUGCUUGAAAGGCUCGGGUAUUCCGUUUCACGCCAGGGCAGCAACAUGGCAAUUCAUAAGAUACCCCGGUCGGAGCGCCCGGCACAGAGCGCAAACGACUCAGACCCGAAUUCAUCCAUCCAGGUCGAGCAUAUGGCGCGUAAACUGCAGCGCGAAACCCGCGCGUACCGCGAGAAGGCGCACAUGCUUCAGAAGGAGGCACAUGACAAGAUUGCCUUCAAACACUUCAGGGAUGGAGACCUUGCGCUGUUUCUUCCUACGCGGAACCAGACGACGGGAGCCUGGGCCGCAUUCAAUGUUGGCUUUCCCCAUUACUUCCUUCGUGAGCAAGAGGCGCAUCGACUGGGGAGUCGGGAGUGGCUCGUGGCCAGAAUUACGCGCAUUCAGGAGCGGGUUGUGGACCUGAGCAGGUCUCUCCAACAUCAACCAGGGCUGCCCAGAAAGCCUGCCGGCGCCGAGACCGAAUCACUGAACGACGACGAUAAUGAUAAUCCAUUCGACCUUUCUGACGGCCUACGGUGGUAUCUGAUAGACGCAGUUGAGGACAAACCUGGUGCGCCAUCCACUCCGGGGCUGGCAAAGAGCACAGUGGCAGCCAAUAACGUUGAAGCCAUGGCCGACAUGCACACUCAUGGGCGCUUGGGUUCCAAAGGUGGAGGGCUGGUCGCUCGUGGAGGGUUAUCUUCGGGCAUCGAGGGCGUGAGCAAGACGCUGUCAAAAAGUCUAGAGAGCCGCCGGUCAAGUACAGGCUCUAGGAAGGCUCUGCCAUUCACGAUCGGUGGCUCCAAGGGGCGUGAUAGCGCGCUUGCGAGCGAAACGAACUCACUCCGCGCCGCUGCCACGACCGAUAUGCCGGCGUCGGUGAGCCCAACACAACCUCCCCACCAGACUGCCGGUGCUCAGAGGGCGGAGCCACCUCAAGGCGGCGAUGCUAGCAAUUCACCGAACCAGCUUCAAUCCGAGGUUCGCCACGCAACAGACGCUCUCGACGGGCUUUAG
Molecule: messenger RNA, 3750 nt
Organism: Lasiosphaeria miniovina
Lineage: Eukaryota; Fungi; Ascomycota; Sordariomycetes; Sordariales; Lasiosphaeriaceae
Product: autophagy-related protein 11-domain-containing protein
Exons: 9
Coding region: 1-3750 (1249 amino acids)
Biological process (GO): reticulophagy; autophagy of mitochondrion; autophagosome assembly
Cellular component (GO): Atg1/ULK1 kinase complex; phagophore assembly site membrane
Molecular function (GO): protein kinase binding; molecular adaptor activity
Source: RefSeq, a predicted model, not a curated record